Molecule: messenger RNA, 1233 nt
Organism: Halichondria panicea
Lineage: Eukaryota; Metazoa; Porifera; Demospongiae; Suberitida; Halichondriidae
Exons: 4
Coding region: 37-1233 (398 amino acids)
Molecular function (GO): protein binding
Source: RefSeq, a predicted model, not a curated record
AUUGAAACCUUCUCACUGUCAAGAAAAUAAUUCAAGAUGACAAUAAUAGAAAUAAUAAAGCUCAUUAGAGUUCUCCUGAUUUGCUUUCUGGCUCGCUUCAGCACUGCCCAAUAUUCAGUGAGUGUGGAGAGACCAUGUCCAAUGGAAACAGUCACUUUCACCUGCACUGCUCCUGGAGAUUCCUUGAGAUGGGUACUAUCAGAUGCAACUCCCGUCACUAUCCUCUCUUCUCCCUCUGGUCUCAAUGUACCCCAUGCUGUGUCAGGUUACACUGUGACACUGAUUGCAUUCAAUGACACUACUUUAACGUCUACUCUGUCAAGAGCAGCAGAGAAUGGGAUCACUGUGUCCUGUUUAGGUACUGUGCCUACUCUGACCACUAUAGGAUCUUCAAUGAUUCGACUGGUUGGUGAGUUGCAGUUAUUGUCUCGUCUAUUGUGUGUAUACACUAGUUACAUAGAUCUAUCAGGACCAACGUCCACCAUCAGACACUUCAUUCUGAGCAAUUCAGCCAAUGAAGUUAGUGUAUCUGUACAGUGGGACUCUCCUACUGAAACUGGUGGUAGAGAUGACCUCACCUACACAGUAUCCAUCUCACCUCCGGCCCACCUAUCUGCUACUGUCCUCACAUCCACCUCUGUCACUGUAACUGCGCAAUAUAAUGUGGACUACACUAUCAGUGUUGUGGCUACCAACUGUGCUGGGAACAGUACGACCGCUGAGUACAGUUUUAGGAUUGGCAACUGUCCUGUGUUGACCAACCCCAUGAAUGGAGCCUUCGGACCUGUCUCAGGCAGAUUGCCAGGAUCCACAGUAACCAUCCAGUGUGACGCUGGAUAUGUGUCUGCUGUUACGAUGGUGAAAUGUGAGGGUACACUGAUGUGGAGUCCAGACCCUGAGGCUAUUGAGUGUACAUCACUAAUUAUAACCACACCUACUCCCACAACUCCUGUUCUGCACAAUUGCGCCAGCCUAUCUGAUGGGAGUCGAUUUGAUGCAGCUGUCUCCAUCAGUGUGGUUGUCACGGCAGUUCUAUUCACAAUUAUUGGAUUGUUGAUGGGACUCUUGAUAAUGUAUUUGUUCAUGCGUAAGAAGAAUGUGUACUCCCCGUCAGCUAAAGAGCAAGCUAACGUAGGACCCACUGUACCAGCUGGUCCCGUUUAUGAGGAGGUGUCACCCAAAGAGGAGAUUGAACUGAACACUAACCAGGCGUAUGGACCAGUAGGACUGUGA